AUGGAAAACUUUGAUCGGAUUUCUCAUGCUGAAUCGAUGAAGGAGGCAUGUGAUAUUCUUGUCAAGUAUUACAAAGGAGGUGAGAAGGUUAAGUUCGUCAAAUUACAGACGUUACAAAGGAAGUAUGAAUUACUACAGAUGGGAAAAGAAGAAAAGAUUGCAGACUAUGCCUUGAAGGUGCAAAAUCUUGUCAAUUUCAUGAAAGCCAUUCAAGAAUCCAACAGUCUUGAAACCAUGAAACUAGAAGGUUUGGUUGGUUCGUUGGAGGCACAUGAGAUGAGGAUUGUCGAAAGGAAAGGUGUUCAAGAUUUGAUACAGACACUUCAAGCUCAGACAUGGAAGAAACAUAGUGGUUCCAAGAAGUUCAAGGGAAAAGGAGAUAAGACUAAGAGUUUUGACGAGUCGAAGAAGAGGAAGGUCAAACUUGCUAAUAAUAGCUCAUUGCAAGCAGAAGGUACUUGCGACACAAUUAUUCAAAGGAUAAAUGAAGCAAAAGCUAUGAUCAAAGGUGUACUAUAUGUAUGUGGAAUGAAGUGCAACCUGCUAAGUGUUGGACAAAUGGUUGAAAAAGGUUUCUCAGUGCUUAUAAAAGAUAGAGCCUUAGAAUUGUUUGACACCUAG
Molecule: messenger RNA, 621 nt
Organism: Lathyrus oleraceus (garden pea)
Lineage: Eukaryota; Viridiplantae; Streptophyta; Magnoliopsida; Fabales; Fabaceae
Exons: 3
Coding region: 1-621 (206 amino acids)
Source: RefSeq, a predicted model, not a curated record